Pelodiscus sinensis (Chinese soft-shelled turtle) is the source of this 2324-nucleotide messenger RNA. Its product is annotated as sodium/glucose cotransporter 1-like. Lineage: Eukaryota; Metazoa; Chordata; Testudines; Trionychidae. The record is from RefSeq and is a predicted model, not a curated record. Gene Ontology annotation, cellular component: plasma membrane. Gene Ontology annotation, molecular function: D-glucose:sodium symporter activity. Gene Ontology annotation, biological process: transmembrane transport; sodium ion transport.
CAGGAAUCGCCAUUGGCGGAUUCGAAUGGAAUGCCCUGGUCAUUUUGUUUGUUCUUGGCUGGUUGUUCGUUCCCAUCUAUAUCAGAGCUGGGGUGGUGACGAUGCCAGAGUAUCUCAAGAAGCGGUUUGGCGGCCGACGGAUUCAGAUGUAUCUCUCAGUCCUUUCUCUGCUCCUCUAUAUUUUCACCAAGAUCUCGGCAGAUAUGUUCUCUGGAGCUAUAUUUAUCCAAAUGGCCAUGGGCCUAAAUCUUUAUCUGGCCAUAAUCAUACUGCUGGCCGUUACUGGUCUUUACACAAUCACAGGUGGCCUUGCUGCUGUGAUAUACACAGACACCUUACAGACCUUCAUUAUGAUGGUGGGGUCCCUUAUUCUCACAGGAUUUGCAUUUGCCAAAGUAGGAGGAUACGAGGCCUUUAUGGAGAAAUACAUGAACGCUAUUCCAAGCAACAUCUCCUAUGGAAACGUUAUCAUUGACCCAAAAUGCUACACCCCCCGGGCAGAUUCCUUCCACAUCUUCCGAGACCCGAUCACUGGAGAUCUGCCAUGGCCUGGCCUUACUUUUGGCUUGAGCAUCCUCGCUUUGUGGUACUGGUGCACAGAUCAGGUUAUCGUUCAGCGAUGUCUCUCAGCCAAGAACAUGUCCCAUGUGAAGGCGGGCUGUAUCCUGUGCGGGUAUCUGAAGCUGCUGCCCAUGUUUGUGAUGGUGAUGCCUGGGAUGAUCAGUCGCAUUCUGUACACUGAUAUGGUGGCUUGUGUCGUGCCUUCAAUCUGUGAGAGCUACUGUGGCACCCAAGUUGGCUGCUCAAACAUUGCUUAUCCAAAACUGGUAGUGGACCUUAUGCCGAAUGGAUUGCGGGGUCUGAUGCUGUCAGUCAUGCUGGCCUCUCUCAUGAGCUCCCUGACUUCCAUUUUCAAUAGUGCUAGCACACUGUUCACCAUGGACAUCUACACCAGAAUACGCACCCGGGCCUCGGAGAAAGAGCUCAUGCUGGCUGGGAGGUUAUUUAUCUUGGCUUUAAUUGGUGUCAGCAUCGCAUGGAUUCCUGUUGUGCAGUCAGCUCAGAGUGGGCAGCUCUUUGACUAUAUACAGUCUAUUACCAGCUACCUGGGCCCACCCAUUGCUGCUACCUUCCUGCUUGCCAUCUUCUGUAAGCGGGUCAAUGAGGAGGGUGCUUUCUGGGGCUUGUUCUCUGGUCUGGUAGUUGGACUGGUUCGAAUGAUUGCAGAGUUUGCCUAUGGUUCUGGCAGCUGUGUAAACCCCACCAGCUGUCCAAAGAUCAUUUGUGGAGUCCACUACCUGUACUUCGCUAUAAUCCUCUUUGGGAUCUCUGCCAUCAUCAUCCUGGUUAUCUCGCUCAUAACUGAACCCAUUCCCGAUGUACAUCUCUAUGGCUUGUGCUGGACCCUGCGGAACAGCAAGGAGCAGCGCAUUGACCUGGAUGCAGAUGAGAGGAUGGAGGAACCGGAGAGUAAAGAAGAUGAAUCAGAAGGAGAUGAAGAACAAGGCUGGUUGAAGAAGGCCUACAACUGGUUCUGUGGCUUCGAUCAGCAAAAAGAGCCCAAACUGAGCAAAGAGGAGCAGGAAGCAAUACAGAAGAAACUGACUGACACGUCUGAGGAGCCAUUCUGGAGAAAAGUUAUGAACAUGAAUGGUAUCUUUCUGUUGGCUGUGGCUGUAUUCUGUCAUGCCUUCUUUGCAUAAAUAUGACCUUGUGCUGCAGAGUUUUUAUGAAAUUCUCGUUCUAGAUCUUUUUCCUUUUGAUUUUGCACUGUAUUCUUCAAAAGAUAAACAACACUACUGUAGAAACAUGUAUCAGAUUCAUAAGCUGAAAUGGAAAUAAUUAAAUUGAUUUAUUCAUUGUUGUUUUUAGAAGUUAGUGAAACUAGUCUGAUUUCUAAGCCUCUUUUUCCUUACUUUUUCUACAGUGAUCCCAUUUUUUUAGUUCAAUUAUAUGAAGUGCUAUGCUAUAGAUUCAAAAUAAUCGAAUCCUUUCAAAAUGUAGGCUGACUUAUAUAAGUUCCCUAUACAUGACAUUUUAUUGAUGUAUUCCUUCCAUACUUAAGCUAUUUUAAUAGAAUCUUUCUGCCUUUUCACUAUUACACAUGGUAUACUAUUUUUCAGUGGACUUGUUCCUCUCUACUCUGUAUUCACUCUUUUUCCUAAGUUAAAUAUGACCCCCCCCAAUAGCAUCUGAGUUUAACUUUUGUAUUCGUGUUGCUUGAGUUAGUUUGAAAUUAGGCAAAACAAGUCUGGUCAGCCCUGAUAAGAGUUAUGUUUAUGCAUGACUCUUCGGCUGCGUCUAGACUGGCAUGAUUUUCUGCU